CUCCUAAAAUAGAAGCUGCAGUCCCGACACCAACUCUCUUUCCCUGUUUAUCUCAGUGUCUCUCGCCCUGCAAUCCGUCAGCAGCACUCUCUCUGCUGCUGGGCUGGUUGGAUUCUGGACUAGUUGGACUCUGGACUGGUUGGAUUCUGGGAUGGUUGGAUUCUAGACUGGUUGGAUUCUGGAUUGGUUGGAUUCCGGACUGGCUGGAUUCUGGAUUGGUUGGACUCUGGACUGGUUGGAUUCUGGACUGGUUGGAUUCUGGACUGGUUGGACUCUGGACUGGUUGGAUUCUAGGCUGGUUGGAUUCUAGGCUGGUUGGAUUCUGGACUGGUUGGACUCUGGGACGAGACGGACAUGGUGACUGCUCCAGGACCAGAACUUCUUCUGAAGAGGUUCUGAUGGACCACAAAGAGCACAGUGUGAAUAUUCCUUUAGUUUGAUUCUGAACACAGAACCUGGAUCUUAAAACUAGACCUGGUCUUGAACUCUGCAGGACCCUGACCUCAGUUGGGUCAGAAUCAGAGUCAGAGUCAGGAUCUCUGUAAGACUGAAUCCAGUCUGACAAUGAAUCUCUGACAGCUGUGAUCCAGAUCCUGGUUCUGGUCUAGACUCUGACUCCCAUCCUGAUCCAGAUCUUGAAUGUGGUUCUGAACCUGAAGGUGGUUCUGAACCUGAAGGUGGUUCUGAACCUGAAGGUGGUUUGUAUUCAAUUGUCAGGGUGACUCUGCGAGACAAACAUCCACAGUAAACAAACAGUAAGUGAUGAGCAGCAGACUGAACCGAGGAGGAGGAGGAGGGAGGAAGGAUUUCCUCAGUGCUCAUCGCUGUCCUGAAGUCGACCUGCUGCCUCCACAUAACGCACAAACCCCUCCUCCAGGUUCACUAGCUCCCACAGAGAAGAGCUCUGAGCUCACCUGUACAGGUAAGUGUGGUGCAGAUUACCUGGACAUCUGCUCGCCCUGCUUCUCUGAGGUAGCGGAGGACGACAAUGAGGGAAGCAUCAGCGACUGGUCAGAGGAAGAUCUCACCCUCCACUUCUCUCCAUCCGUCAUCCUCCAAUCAGAUGACGAGGAACCUGACCCAGGAAGUGCCUUCGAGUGUGUCAAUGUUACCAUGGAAACACAGGUGAAAGCUCAGGAGAGGGAGGGGCAGAAGAUGGUCCCUAAACGAUUGAUUCAGCUGAAGAAGAAGAAGAACACAGAGAACGUCAUCGACCAAGUGAACACUGAGAAACUAGAGGUGAUACGAACAGAUGAACCUGCUGAAGGGAGAGGAGAUAACAGUGAUGUGUCAGCCAAUGAACAAGCCUGUCCAUCUGUCUGUCAACAUCCAAAUAUGUUGCUACGGCAACACAGUAUGCCCUUCUCAUUCCACACGCGCUCAGUGGCCAGCACUGAUGUUGAUGGUUACAGGGUCUACAAGGGCCUGAUCGCAGGGACCAGCCCAGGGUGCCUGGUUGGAGGAAACUCGAGACGCCUUCAGAAAUCCUUGUCUCUGGAUGAAACUAAAACAAAGAUGGCGUCUUGCCUCAUUAAGAACGUCCUCUCUAAGAAGAUGCAGGUGGAGCAGAGCAGCAGUAAACCAUCUCACCUGAAAAAGACCCUUGAGGAGUUACCUGCAGCGCUGCAAGGGGGGAGGACAGGUGUGUUCAAGGCUCCAGUCCAUGUGGUGAGAGAUGUGAGGAGUUUAGCAAAAAACACCUACAGCCUUCCGUUCCCAACAUCUGACCAUCACCGGCCAGCAAGCUUCAAGGUCAUUGGCCAGGAGGACAGCCCUCCCCCCACCUAUCAGCAGGCUGUGGGGUUCAAAGGUCACGUUGCCAAGAUAGCUGCAUCUUUCAGCCAAUCACAGAACAGGAAACAGAGCAGCACAUUCAGUAGUCCAAUCACACACCAGAGACGAAGCAGUGAGCCAAUCAUUAGCAGACAAAGAGAUGAUGACAUCCCCUGGCCUGUCAUGUUAGACCCGCUCACCACCCCACCUGCCAGCGAGGACCUGUCAGAGCUCAGCCAAUCAGAGAGAGCUGGGAAGUCCUGCCCUCACCAUGCUCCAUCCCCGGGGUCUCAGCAGAGGUCCAUCCAGGAUGGUUCCUCCCAGCAGGUCCUCCACCAGCCCUGCUUCUACACCCCCACUGCUCUGUGCGCCUUCCCCCACAGCCUGUACCCUCACCUGGGGAGCGUCAGCUACAUCCACGGCCCCCUGAACUACUUCCACACCCACCUGCAGCCUCCUCCACCUGCUCCCGUUCCUGCAGCGCAUGAGCAACAGCAGCAGCCAUUUGAGUGCAAGGUUCAGGGUUUCCUACCUGCGCAGGUGGGUGGUGAGUUCAUUGUUGACAUAACUCGGUCUGCUCCAGCACCUGAAGCCCUCUUCAGUGUCCUCAGGCCCUGGUGCUUCUACGUGGACCCCCCUCCACAGCCUCAGAGGAAGAUGCUGCUGGACCCAGAAACUGGCCGGUUCAUUCAGGUGAUCCUACCUGCAGCCAGCUCCAGCACGCCCCCAGUGGGCGGUACUAACCCCGCCCCCACCGUGAUGAGGCCGGCCCCCACCAUGCUGCAGGUGGGCGGGGCUAACCAAUUCAUGCUGCCGAUGGGCGGGGCUAAUCCCUCCAUGUUUUCAGUCAUACCGCUGCCCAUGGCCUUGUCCACCAUGUACGGCCUGCCGUGCCUCCCCCUUACAGUGAUGACAUCACACCUGCAGUCCCCUGAUGACAUCACACAUACAGCACCAUGAUGACAUUACAUUCACAUGACACGUAUGUAGCGCGUCACAGGAUAAUAAUCUGAUGAUUGUUGAGAUAUUUGUUAAGAGGAUGGUCUGAGUUCACCAAUCACUGAGUUAAUAGUGAUUAGUUUUUGUUUAAAACACGUCACCCAUGUUUAGGAGGUUAGGAGAUUUUGUUUUGUUUUGCACAGUUUUGAAUAACUUGCUGCUUUUUACUGUUUUGUUCUGAAAGUUUACAUCAAACACCAGCAGCUAAAGAACAACAUGGCAUUGGAGAACCUCAUUCUGAAAGUUUAACCCUUUAAGCUUCAGUGUACCGCCGGCGGUACACCUACUAAUUUGCAUAGGAAUUUCAAGAAUGUCCGACGGCUGCAAACACGAUUAUACAAACACUAUACGCCGAUGGAAAGCUUAGAUUCUCAUGAAUCCGCCGGUAUAAACCACUUUCAGAUGUGAUUACCACAGCGGGUGAGAAAAACACAUUUGUCCGACAAAAACGAAUAUUCAUCCAUCCGUUCUCUAUACACGGCUUCAACGUACACAGCGCGACUCACAUUUCCGGGUUCAUUAUUACACACAGAAAAAAAGAUUCCACAAAAAACGGCCAUAAUCCAACCUUUUACAUCCAGACAACACAAGCCAGUAAACUAUUUUGUCCAAAACAUGUCCUGAAGUCGGUAUAAAAUCCAUGAAUAGGUCGUUUUCGAGGAAAUGCACCUCGCAAUGUGCGUCCAAUAUUCCCCGUAUUUUUCGUAAUUUUUUUAUUUAAAAAUAGAAUAUUAGCGAUUUUUUUGUACUGAAAACAGCUGGAAUUGACUGAAGCUUAAAGGGUUAAACACCACAAGACCUGAAACUCUGCUUCAGUCUUUUUCUUUGCAGAUGACUCUUUGUUUCACUAUAUCAGAAAUUAGAACAUUGUGAAAAGUUCAAUGUUUUCCAUUAGUUAUAUAAAGUGAAAACUGAAUAUGUACUCAACUUAUUGCAUCCAUCCAUCCAUUCUCUAUACACUGCUUUAUCCUCACUAGGCUCGCAGGGGGUGCUGGAGGCGAAGGCAGGGGACACCCUGGACAGGUUGACUCAUUACAUGUAAAGCGAAAUAUUCCAGAUAUUCCCCCGGUUUAAUUUUCGUGAUUUUGGCUAGUAUCUCAUUGAAAUCUCUAAAAAUGUCAACAUUUCCUUUGAGUUUGAGUCCAUUAUUGUUCCAACAGUAGAAACAGGCUUCAUCUCUGGGUCUAGAUCAGUACAUGGACCACUGUCAUGGAGAAGACUGCUGUCCGGACAAUGUUCAUCGACACCUUCAAUGGAGAGCCUCAAAAGGUCUCUAAAAAGAAGCAGAUUAAUGAAGGUUGACUGAAGGUCGAAGUGAGGGUUAGGAUUAGCAGAAGAGAAGAUGAAGCCUUCAGAGGAUUGUAGAGAAAAGAUGAUUCAAGAACUUUGGAGACCUUCAUAGGCCUGAGGCUGGAGUCGGAACAUCCAGAAUCACCAGACGUUUUCAGGAAAGGAGCUACAACCAUCACAUUCCUGCUAUCAGGACACUCCUGGACCAGAGACAGCAGAUCCUCCCUGGGCUGAGGAGAAACAGAACCGGACUGUUCUCAGUGGUCUAUGAUAUUCUUAUCUUUCUAAUGCACUUGUACACGAUGAGUGAAAACCUGGGUCUCCAGAGACCUGAAGGACCAGCAGAUGUUUGUUAGAACCUGAAGAACCGACUCUUCUCACAGCAAAACACAGGCAUGGUGGUUUGGUUUGGUUUUGUUGAAAUGAUGUAUUUUCAGGUUCAGAGAUGUAAUCGGUUCCAGACUGCUCACUCAGAAACAAAAAACUUCUGCUGGUUUUUCCACAUUUUUCUGAUUCACGUUUUAGUUCUGAUAAAAACUCAGCUAAUAUUCAGGUGUUGUAAAUUAAAAAAUGGAAAGUAAAA
This is a messenger RNA of Acanthochromis polyacanthus (spiny chromis), 4645 nucleotides long. RefSeq names its product proline-rich basic protein 1 (gene prob1). The record is from RefSeq and is a predicted model, not a curated record. NCBI's taxonomy places the organism in Eukaryota, Metazoa, Chordata, Actinopteri, Pomacentridae. The transcript is spliced from 5 exons. Bases 763 to 2733 code for a protein of 656 amino acids. Gene Ontology annotation, cellular component: nucleoplasm.